Molecule: messenger RNA, 2244 nt
Organism: Adineta steineri
Lineage: Eukaryota; Metazoa; Rotifera; Eurotatoria; Adinetida; Adinetidae
Source: the annotation of a GenBank genome assembly
AUGAUAAUCGAAAAUAUUCAACAAUAUUUUCCUACUUAUCAAACAAAUAAAAAUAAUAAUGAAGCAGCUGGUGAUUCGAUACAUAGAAUAAAAACUAAAUUUUUAACUGAUGAAACAAGUCAUUUACUUGAUGAUAUAUUGAAUCAUCCAUUGUCGAUUGAUUAUUUUAAUGUCUAUCUAUCAUUACCUGAACAGAUAAAUAAAGAAACGAAGCAAUGGUUAAUACAUUACCGAUUAAAUAAUUAUAUUCAUACAGAUAUUUAUAUUGAAAGUCUUCUUGCUUUAUUACUUAUCGAGUCAGAUGAUAUCAAAGAAGGUUAUUCGAAUGUCUUAGAAUCAUUUUCAACAGUAACUGAUGUUCGACAAUUUUAUCAAUUUCUUCAAUCUACUUCUGGAAUAAAAUAUUGGAAUUUCUUUAUUGAUUCUAUACGUUUACUUCGAUCGCAAUCGAAUCGUAUCGAUAUUUCACAUUUAAAUUUUAUCUAUAAAUAUUAUUCUCAACAGCAAGAAUUCCGUUCGAUUACCGAUACAGUUUGCUUUCAAAUGGCUAUCAGUGCAAUGUAUCAAUUACGUACAUAUUGGUUACCUCGUUAUCUUGGUCAACAAUCGAAAAUAAAUCCUUCUACAAUCCAACCAGUUCUGAAUCCAGUUGAAAAUAAGAGUAUUACAACACUUUCAAAUCAUUCAUCUCAUUCUAAUUCAACAAUAAAUGAACCUGAAUUAAUUAAAUAUACUCUUGAUAAUAUUUCAUAUCUUAAUUAUAAUCCUCAACAAUAUAUACUCAUUGAACCAUCCAAAGAACAUGACUUUCUACAAGAUAUCGAAGCGGAUAUUAAUAUAAAAUUUGAAAAUACAUCUUCUGAUCGUUCAAUUGAAGACUAUGCGACAGAUGCUAAUCUCGAAUUAUUCUAUCGUAUACUUGUUUCAGACAUGUUAGCUGGAUUUCCAUUUUCUGACUACAUCUCUCAAACAAUUCCACUUCAAAAUUGUAUUCGUUUUCUUACUGAUGCAGAAAUUCUAUUAUCUAUUCCUUCCGGAAAUUUUCAAGAAAAAAUUCUUCGGCAAUUUAUCUCACGAUACCUUGAAGUAACAGCUACCGAUGAAUUACCUAUGCAAAUCUUUGAUAAUAUCGAUGAACAAAAAAUUGAAUUGAUUAAAGAAUUACUAAACAAAAACAAUCAUGAAUAUUCUCUUCUAGGGAAAAUUUUAUUAAAAAUUACAAAAUUUUUAAUUCCACAUUUUCUUAAUUAUAUUAAAUUCGAUCGACUUCGUUUUCUUCUUCAAGUAUAUUCUAUGACUUUAAACAGAAAUCAUCUCAUCGAUGAACUUCAUCAUCUUGUACCUCUGGUUAAAUUCGAAACACUGCUAUCAGAUAAAACUACGAAUGAAAAACAGACAAAUUCUAAUGAAAUAAAUAUUCAAAAUUGUAGUGGACAACCCAUUGAUUUUCUACAUCCUACUACAACUGAAAACUUAAUUAAUACUGACGAACAAUAUGAAUUUCGAUCAGGUGAACGAUUUCCUCCAUUGACUGAUGAUGAACUUGAACAAGAAUUACAACAAUUCUGUCCAAAAUUUAAAGGGAAAGAUAUUAAAACUAUCCUUGGUAAAUCAUUUCAUGCACCAAUUCUUUCUCAUCAAGUAAAUGAUUUUACAUACGAAAUCGAUCGUUAUAUAACAAAUUUAAUGAAUGAAAGUCUUAAUCUUUUACAAACAGAUAGUAUUUCAACUUCUAUAGCAUUUCCACAACGAAUUACGAAUGAUAUAUCUUCUCAUACAGAAAUGAAAUAUCUUUCAUUAAUUGGUUCGUAUUUUAUUAAUUCACCUAAUGUACCUUCUCAUCUUGAAACUAAAUCGAUUCAUCAACAAUUUCAUGAAUCAUUUUAUUUUUCACCAAAAGAUAAAAGUAAUGAAGUUAAAAAUACUAGAAAUGAAACAUUUUAUUCUGAAAAAAUUGAUCAAGAAAAAUUAUUUACAUUUAUUCAAAAUGAAAUCAAUAAUUCUCAAUGGCCUUUACAUGAAUAUAUUGGUAUGAAAGGACAACGAGCCUGGCGAGCAUUAAAAUUAGCAGCAGAUAUAUCAAAUUUUAAUAAUGAAUUUAUAUUAAACUAUCAUCAUGAUUUCGAUUGGAUAUCAAAUGAAUAUGAUUUAGGUUCAUUUAAUGAAAGAAAUUAUUUAAUUAUACGAGAUUUCGAAAGACGUAUCGAACAACAAAAAUAUUCGAUUAGCAAAGACAGCUGUUAG